UCUCCAUUUUUUGGAUGCCACUCGGUGUAAAAUGGUAAAUUGUGUGAAAAAAGGUAUCUCCCAUGAUUAUCGCGGUCAAUUUGCAGCUGGUGUUGAUAUAAAGAGUGUGCUUUUACAAGUGAACAGACAUUCGAUAGCGAAAUCUUCUUGAUUGUAGCCACAGAGCUGAGUGAAAACUUGAGCUCCUCUUCUAUCAGUCCAAUUCUAGGCGCCAUAUAACAAAAGUCUCUCGUGAGAAGAGUUUUUUUUUUGAGUGAAAAAUUUUUAGUUUUAGUUUACUCUCUCCCCCCUGUUAAGUCUUUGUUUUUCCCGGGGAUACUUGUUGUGUGUACCACUGGCGUGGUGCUGUGCAAUUUGUGACGCCAGAAGGAGACUCAACAAAGGAAUCAUGCCGAAGAAUAAGUCCAAGCGAGGGAAAGGUCGCCUUGUGGAGCUCCACUCGGACGAUGAGUCGAUCAAUGACAAUGCCAGCAUCAUCAGCAUGCAGUCGGACGAGUGCGGCGGGAGUCUGGAGGACGCGCCCGAGGAUGUGGGCAGCGUGGCGGAGCGCUACGAGGAGAAGUUCAUGAUGGCGCUGGAGAAUUGCUCGGAGAAGUCCAUCCAGACGCGCGUCACGGCCCUGCAGUCGGCCAGCGAGAUUCUCAUGCUGCGCUUCAUGCCCGACACCGUGGAUGACCGCAAGAUGACCCUCAUCGACAUCAUCGACAAGAGCCUGAGGCGGGGCAAGGGCGCGGAGCAGGCGAACGCCGCCAAAAUGGCUCCGCUGCUCAGUAUCCAGCUGGCUGGGGACGAUCUGAUCCCGAAGGGCCUCAAUCAGACGCUCAUUGUCACCGCCCAGGACAAUUCUGUGUCCUACGAGGCGCGCGCGAAGUGCUGCAGCGCCCUGGGAUUGAUAAAUUUCCUGAGCGAGGACAAUAUUGGGGACAUCUUGAGUCACAUGAAGAACUUCGAGUCGAUCUUCUGCGGCAGCUUUCUGAAGGGCGACAACACACCCAGCUCCGCGUCCGCCGAAGCUGCGGCGCUCCACAGUGCCGCACUCGGGGCGUGGAGUCUCCUGCUGACGCUCCUGCCGCCGGGCGACUUCGUGUCGUUCAUGAAGGAGCGCACGCUGCUGCCGUCGCUGCCGAAUCUGAUGGGGAUGCUGCGGUCACCGCACUUGGAGGUGCGCAUGGCGGCCGGCGAGGCGAUCGCGCUGGCGCUGGAGUGCGGCCGGGUGCACGAUGAGGAGUUCAUGGAUGAGCAUCUGCCGGAGUUGAUUGAGAUGACGAAGCAGCUGGCGACGGACUCGAACAAGUUCAGGGCGAAGCGCGACAGGAAGACGCAGAGGGCGACUUUCAGAGAUGUGCUGCGCUACAUUGAGGAGGAGGUGUCGCCGGAGAUCAACGUGAAGUUCGGCAAGGAGACGCUGGUGCUGAACACAUGGUCGAUUCAUCAUCAGUACACGGCCGUGUGCACGGCCAUUGGCUCGGGCAUCACGAUUCACCUGGCGGAGAAUGACUUCCUGCGCGAUGUGCUGCAGCUGGGCGAGAAGAUCAUCACAAUUGGCGGCGUGGCGACGAAGCAGAGCAAGCUGGAGAAGCAUCUGAUCAAUGCGGCGGCAUUCAAGGCGCGCACAAUCUCCAGGAGCAAGCAUCGCGACAAGAGAUCGGCCGUGAUCAAUUGAUGGGACGCCCAAUUUGUAGGCCCAAAAUUCGUUUGACUCUCACUUUCUACUUUAGACUCAAAACUUGAUACUUUCAUUUUUCUGGUUCUCUUCGCUCUCCCUCGGCCGCUCCACUGCCUCACAAUGAUGAUGAUGGGCGAUGGGAGGGGAAGCUCGAUUUGUUUUUAGCUUGAUUGAACGAUUAAAUUUUGUUUGUGAAUAUAUUGAUGAAAAAAAGGUGUAGUUGAAAGAAUAUUACUUUAUUUCCUACAUAUACCAAAAUAUACAUUAACCGUAGAUAUGUAACAAUAUAUAAAUAAUAAUAUGAAUUGGGUAUGCUUAGGAAUUUGUUGAUAUAAAUAGCGUGUAAAAAAAUUUGAAGAAAACAUUUUGGAAAGAACCUAAAUACCUGAGACGAAAUAGGUGAAUAAACUUAAUCAAAUAUCGGCAACCAGA
Molecule: messenger RNA, 2098 nt
Organism: Phlebotomus argentipes
Lineage: Eukaryota; Metazoa; Arthropoda; Insecta; Diptera; Psychodidae
Gene: Ifrd1
Product: interferon-related developmental regulator 2
Exons: 3
Coding region: 389-1663 (424 amino acids)
Source: RefSeq, a predicted model, not a curated record